AUGGGAUUCCAGGGCAUCCUGCAUCAAGCUGGUGGCCAGGGGAGAUUUCAGAUCUUUCAGAUGGUUUUCCUUCUUGUCACUAAUGUCAUAGUGCAAAUGCAUAUUCCAUUGGAGAGCUUCUCUGCCGCCAUCCCUGAUCAUCGCUGCUGGGUCCAUAUCCUUGACAAUGACACUAUCUCUGAUAAUGGCACUGGAAUCUUCAGCCCUAAUUCCCUCCUGAGAAUCUCCAUCCCACUCGACUUGAACCUGAAGCCAGAGAAGUGCCGUCGCUUCCUCCACCCCCAGUGGCAGCUCCUUCAUUGGAAUGAAACUUCCCUCAACACAAGUGAGCCAGACCCAGAGCCCUGUGUGGGCAGCUGGGUGUAUGAUAAAAGCACCUUCCCUUGUACCACUGUGACUAAGUGGGACCUGGUAUGUGAAUCUCAGUCACUGAAAUCAGUGGCCCAGUUCCUAUUCAUGUUUGGAAUGCUGAUGGGAGGACUUAUAUAUGCUUUUUAA
Molecule: messenger RNA, 498 nt
Organism: Trichechus manatus latirostris (Florida manatee)
Lineage: Eukaryota; Metazoa; Chordata; Mammalia; Sirenia; Trichechidae
Product: solute carrier family 22 member 24
Exons: 3
Coding region: 1-498 (165 amino acids)
Source: RefSeq, a predicted model, not a curated record